Molecule: messenger RNA, 907 nt
Organism: Neltuma alba
Lineage: Eukaryota; Viridiplantae; Streptophyta; Magnoliopsida; Fabales; Fabaceae
Product: postacrosomal sheath WW domain-binding protein-like
Exons: 1
Coding region: 211-690 (159 amino acids)
Source: RefSeq, a predicted model, not a curated record
CUCCAACUUUCUUUUUCAAUACCCUCACUGGUCACUACCCUCUCUUCACUUCAUCUUCAAUCUUCAUUCAUCCAUUAUUAUUCAUUCACACAUCUCACAACAAAACAUCCACAUCCUUCAGUUACAUCACAUCCACUUGGGUUUUUUUCUUCUCUCUCUACCACCCCUUCAUUUUCUUCUCAUUUUUCCCUCUUUUCUCUCCAUCCAAACAUGUCCUUCUUCAGCACCACACACUUCUUCACCAUCAUCUUCUUCCUGGUACUCCUUACUUUUCCAGGCACAGCAAGGACCGACCAGACAUGCCCGUAUCCAUGCUACCCACCUCCCAUUGGCGGCGGCGGCGGCGGCAAUACUCCGACAGCUACCACGGUGACCCCAGCACUGCCACAGACCGGAGGCGGAACAGUAUACUCACCACCAACUGGGUAUAAUAACUACCCCUAUUAUAACCAACCACCACCGUAUGGCUUCGGCGGCGGCGGCGGCAGUGGAUAUUAUGGUGCCCCACCGCCUCCGGAGCCGAUUCUGCCAUACUUCCCGUUCUAUUACAGAAAGCCACCGCAUGGGACAGGUGCCUAUCCGUCUUCAUCGUCUGAAUCUUCAGCGUCGUCGUCGGCCGCGGGAGCAGAGAAAUGGACAGCAGCAGUAUCAGUUUCAGCUUCAGCUCUUUGCUUAGUCCUUUUUGUUUAGUAUAUUAAAGUGAGAAUCUUUAAUGUUAAUGUUCAAAAAUCUUGUUUGAACCGCUCACAUUGUGAGAAUUAUUAAUGAUUAGUGAUGAUAUGUAUCCUCUGUAGUUGAUGAUGAUUUGGUUUUCAGUGAUUUUUCAAACUUCUUCUGUGUUUGCGGUACUGAUUUUUUUCGAUCUUGCCUUUGCAAGUUAGGAAAGGGUGUGUGUUGUUUAAAUUAU